UGAAUUUUGGACCGUCCGGCCGAUCGCAUAGUCUUCUGCAGAUAUGUCCAGACAUACAGCAUUCAUUGCGUCCAAGAGGGACACAUGGCUGGUCAUAAACUUCACCUCCUUGAGGAAAAGACUUGCCCCGUGGGGCUGAUGAAUGGAGAGAAAGCUGAAUACGAAGGAUGGGUACUCCACUGUCAAAAAAGGAUGCAAAAAAUGGGAUCACAAAAGAAGCAGCAGUUACAAAUGAAACCGACUUUAACCAUAGCAAAGCAAAUGAUUUAACUGGAAACCUCAACAACACUCCCAACACUAGUCAAGGACUAGGCCCUUCUCAACUUAUUAAUCGUCAAAUGGAACCCAGCAAUGGUGAUGAAGCAAUGCCCACAAGGAUGGACCAAGUUCCUGCUGUGGAAGUUCCUGCUGUGGAAGUUCCUGCUGUUGAUGUUCCUGCCGUUGAUGCCCCUGAAAACAGAGAACAAAGCAUUCACAUGGCUAUGAACAUUUCACUGGAUGCUGAUCCAGUGAAACAUAUCCCAUAUCUUGUCUCAUCUGUAAAAGAGAUUCAAGAACACAAGACUCCAGAAAAAUCUACGGAUAAAAAAAACAGUACUCCAGUGCUCCAACAGGCUACACCCGCAGGACCAACCGCUGGGCCAUGUUGCGGUGUGAAAACUGCAGUGAAAACUGCAGAAAAAUUUGUUGGUCCAGCUGACUAUGGAAACAUUUCAUCUUGCAUGCAAAAAGUCAACAUCAAAGCUGUAGCACCACAUGUCCCAGCAGUGGAAAGGAAGCCUACAGCGUCCCCAAAUAAUGUUGCCACUCAGAAGCAAACAACUGCAGCUGCAGACACAAAUGUCAAGUUAAGACUCCAGGGUGAACUCAAGGUUUCCUUACAAGAUACUUCUUGCAAGCCAAAGAAAAAAUGCUCAACCAAAGCAUCAAAUCAAAACCAAUCUAAGAAUAACACAGGAAAUAUCAUUAUGAAAGGAGAGAGAAAUGGGAAGAAUGGUCAGGCUGAAAAACAGGAACAGGAGCCAGCCAUCAACCCUCCCGUGACUCCUGAAAACAAAGUCCGUACUGAAGGUCGCUGGCCCAAUUUUACCGUCAAUCAGUCCUGUUCCUCCAAGGCGUGCUGCAAACAUAACCCAGGGACAGGACUACCGCAGAACGUCUCAAAGUGGGUCGCUGACUACAAAUGUGAGCCUCCUUGGAUCCCCACCGUUAGACGCUCAGUUUAGCGAGCACUGAGAGAGCUGCAAGAUGAGGAAGAAAAUUCUCAAGAAUGAGAAGACAUUCAAAAUUUUAUGUUAAUGACUUGCAUUUUUAACAUUGUUAAGUUCCUGUAAAUGACUUCCUUCUUA
Xiphias gladius (swordfish) is the source of this 1349-nucleotide messenger RNA. RefSeq lists its product as uncharacterized. Lineage: Eukaryota; Metazoa; Chordata; Actinopteri; Istiophoriformes; Xiphiidae. The record is from RefSeq and is a predicted model, not a curated record. The coding region runs from base 168 to 1226 and encodes 352 amino acids. The transcript has 4 exons.